Messenger RNA from Penicillium olsonii, 1041 nucleotides. Lineage: Eukaryota; Fungi; Ascomycota; Eurotiomycetes; Eurotiales; Aspergillaceae. The record is from the annotation of a GenBank genome assembly.
AUGUCUAGGUCAAAGAGUAAGCACGAAUGGUUAUUCUGUGGCAUCUUAGGCGCACAAGCGCUUAUCAUUCUAGCCAUCGAGGCAUUCAUCCUCGCUGAAUGGCAAUUAUGGGUUCAUCCAAAUGUGAUCCAAAUCACCCCAUCGUACAUUGUUCCCGUUGAUUCGGCGAUCAUGUUCUUUGCGUGCAUUUAUGUCUUCUUUCUAGCGCUCGAUGCCGUCCACCACCGUAAUAACGUGUUGCUACUCGCGAUCUGCGUGAGUAAUGCAUGCGCCCUGGUCUUCUCGGUCAUGCUUUACAGGAACAUGGAGGUCCUCGUCAACGAGAUGCCCAGGCAGCGCGAUGCCUUGAAUCAUCCUCUUGUUGACCAAGAUCGAAAUAUCUGGACUCUGAUCCAAGGAUUUCAGCUCGCAUGCCCGAUCUUCAUUGGACUCUGCACUUUGGCUACCUGGGCUUCUGCAUUCCAGUUGCAGAAGCAGUAUGCCUGGGUCAUCUAUCGAAGCGUUCAGGGUGACUCGGAAACGAAGUCUCGAUAUAUGAACUACGAGAUCUAUCUUGUUUUGGUUAAAGUUGCGGCAUUCUUCAUUAUUUGCUUCGUCUUACAAUAUGGCCUUGUCGAUGUUCACUACGAAGAGCCCGAGUUCGGGCUGACAAUGGCGUUAAUGCCCGCCACAUUUCUGCUCAUGAUUCUCGGUGUGUAUGUCGUUCGCUUCGAACGCAAAUGGCCAAUGGGAUUCGUGAUUUUCUGCUAUCUCGCCAUGAUCGCAUAUCUGCUCAGUCGAAUCAUCAUUCUCUACGGUCACGGAUUCCGAGCUCUUACCGCUGGCAAAGACAUGAUGUUAUUAUUCGCAAUCAUGGGCUUGGUACUUCUCGUUCUCACUUUCAUCUGUUCAAUCCGUUGCUACCUGAACUUCGGACAUGGGCUGAAAGCCAUCAUCACUGGAAAAAGCGAAACAAUUCGCGACUCUCACAAUUUCCACAGCAUAGGAGGAAAUGCACCCUUCCCCGUGGAGAGUACGAAGCGUCGGUUAUCUUUGGUCUAG